Lodderomyces beijingensis is the source of this 3174-nucleotide messenger RNA. NCBI's taxonomy places the organism in Eukaryota, Fungi, Ascomycota, Pichiomycetes, Serinales, Debaryomycetaceae. The record is from the annotation of a GenBank genome assembly.
AUGAAGAUACUGACAGUAUGUUUAGCGACAUUGUUGAUACAGGCCACAACGGCAAUUGCAGACUCCGUCACCAUCCGUACAAAUGAGCACUUGGAUAAGAUCUUGACCCGGGUGAAGAGAAGAGGCUUGUUCAACGACAAAUUUGAAGUGAGCCGCGAUUUAAACGAGUCGGUCUUUUUCGAGGGCAAAGGUGCGGGAGGUGGCGGCGACAAGAAGCCCGAGUGUCCGCCCUGUUUCAAUUGCAACUUGCCCAAUUUCGAGUGCACCCAGUUUUCCCAAUGCAACACCUUCACGGGCCAGUGCGAAUGUCAACCUGGUUAUGGCGGGCUCGACUGCUCUGAACCGCUUUGUGGCUCUUUGGCAGACGGCAACAACAAGAGACCCAUUAGACAAAAGGCCGAGUGCAAAUGCACUUCGGGCUGGUCGGGCAUCAACUGCAACUUGUGUGAGCGUGACGAUGUUUGUGAUGCAUUCAUGCCCGAUGGAAUUAAAGGCACGUGCUACCAGGAGGGCAUUAUUGUCAACAGCUUCCACUCCAUGUGUGAUGUCACCAACCCCAAGAUCUUGGCGAUAUUGGGUGGAAAGAAGCCACAAGCGACUUUUGCAUGCAACAGGACCGCCGAAAGCUGCAAUUUCCAGUUUUGGAUCGAUCAAAAAGAGUCGUUUUAUUGCGAAUUGAACAAGUGCGGCUUGGAUUACGACUUGGCGAAAAACACCACCCGUUACAACUGCGAGGAGAUUGCUUGCAAGUGUUUGCCUGGCCGUAUGCUUUGUGGCGAAGACGGGUCAAUUGACAUUUCAGAGUUUUUAACAGAGACUAUAAAAGGCCCUGGCGAUUUUACUUGCGAUGUGGCCAGUAAAAAAUGUCGCUUUUCCGAACCUAGCAUGAACGAGUUGAUUCAAAGUGUCUUUGGGGAUCCCUACAUCACUCUACAAUGCAGAUCUGGUGAGUGUGUACACAAGAGCGAAAUCCCCGGCUAUCUACAGCCAGAUGACCCAAAAUUAACCUUGGGUAAUAUUUUUCUGAUUAUUGGUGUGGUGCUUGUCUGCAUCUUGUUUGUCAUUACCAUAUUGCGAAACAUCAACGAGUCGGCGUUGUUUAAAAAGAGCACCAAUGGGUACGAGCCACUUGCAACCGACUCAAGUAUCGUUGAUCAAAACUUUGAGCCCGCCGCGCUUUCCUUUGAGAAUAUCAGCUACACAGUGGGUGGCGGCGGAAGCGACGGCAACAGCAGAAGUAGUGGCAAGCACCAACAUCAAGUCUUGAACAAUGUGUUUGGUCUCGUAAAGCCGCGAGAAUGUUUGGCAAUAAUGGGCGGCUCAGGUGCUGGUAAAACCACGCUCUUGGACAUCUUGGCCGGAAAAAAUAAAGACGGGAAAAUCACGGGCUCGAUCAAUGUGAAUGGCCAGUCUCUUGAUCCAAAAUAUUACAGGCAAAUUGUCGGCUUUGUUGAUCAAGAGGAUCAUUUGAUCCCCACGUUGACAGUGUAUGAAACUGUGUUGAACAGUGCCUUGUUGAGACUUCCCAGAAGCAUGACGUUUGAACAGAAGCAAGCUAGAGUCAUUGAGGUGCUUAAUGAAUUGAGAAUAUUGGGCAUCAAGGACAGGGUUGUCGGGUCGAGCUUCAAAAGGGGUAUUUCUGGUGGUGAAAAGCGAAGAGUGUCCAUCGCGUGCGAGCUUGUCACAUCGCCAUCGAUUUUGUUCUUGGACGAGCCAACAUCGGGGUUGGAUUCCUAUAACGCGAGAAAUGUGGUGGACUCGUUGGUAAAGUUGUCGCGUGAUUACAAUAGAACUAUCGUCUUUACCAUCCACCAACCUAGAAGUAACAUUGUCUCGCUAUUUGACAAGUUGAUAUUGUUGAGUGAUGGCGAUUUGAUUUUCUCAGGAGACAUGAUCAAGGCAAAUGAUUUUUUUACCAAAAAUGGCUACAAAUGUCCGUUGGGUUACAACAUUGCUGAUUAUUUGAUUGACAUCACCGUUGAUCACAACAAGAUUGUAAAAGUGUCCAAUGCUGACUCUAGCGUAGUGUCAGCAUCAUCCACUGAUUUACACGAGCUGCCCGAUAUUCACGCCGAAUUUGUAUCGACUAGAAGCCCGAGCCAAGUCGAUACCACCAGAGAAUGGGAACAUUUUGCCGUACACCGCGACGAGUACAACACAGAUGUGAUUGGAAGCCAAAAGACUGCUGAUGGAGAAGAAGAGACAUUGGUUAGACUCCGAAACAAGUUGCAUACUCUUUUUGUGGAAUCGCCGUUGGCAGCAGAGUUGCAAAAUGAAAUCCAAGAUACGAAAGAGCACCCUAUCCCAUUAGACCUCCAACUACACGAUAUUAAAAAGGCCACUUUCUUUGGGCAAGUUUCAAUAUUGUCUUCAAGAACAUUUAAAAACCUUUACAGAAAUCCAAGACUAUUAUUAGCCCACUAUGUCCUUUCAAUGUUUGUUGGUUUGUUUACCGGGUAUCUUUACUAUGACGUCAAAAAUGACAUUAGCGGCUUCCAAAACAGGCUCGGUUUUUUCUUCUUCUUGUUGGCAUUUUUCGGCUUUUCAUCUUUGACGGGGUUGCAUUCAUUUGCCUCGGAAAGAAUCAUAUUUGUUCGAGAACGAGCAAAUAACUACUAUAAUCCAUUGGCGUACUAUGUCAGCAAAAUCUUUUGUGACAUCAUUCCAUUGAGAGUCUUGCCGCCUGUUUUGUUGAUCAGCAUCGCUUAUCCGUUGGUUGGCUUGACAAUGGAACACAAUGCAUUCUUAAAGACCAUCUUGGCGUUGGUGCUUUUCAAUAUUGCCGUUGCUGUGGAGAUGUUGAUUGUUGGAAUCUUGAUCAAAGAACCAGGCACAUCAACCAUGGUUGGGGUCUUGCUUUUGUUGUUAUCGCUAUUGUUUGCGGGCUUAUUCAUCAAUAGCGAUCAAUUGAACUUGGAAGUGAAGUGGCUCGAAUGGAUUUCGCUUUUCCACUAUGCAUACGAGGCAUUGGCGGUCAAUGAGGUUAAAGAUUUGAUUUUGAGGGAGAAAAAGUACGGGUUGUCUAUUGAAGUUCCAGGUGCUGUUAUUUUGAGCACGUUUGGAUUCAAUGUUGGUGCAUUCUGGGACGAUAUAAGCCUUUUGGCCACGUUAUCGGUCAUUUUCUUGGUAUUGGGAUACUUGUUUCUCCACUAUUUCACGAUUGAAAAACGAUGA